AGUAAAAGUCUUGGGGCGCCACCAAGUUGGAGUGGGGGAUGAAAGUGAACUUGUGAGCCGUGUUCAAUCCCCAGGUAACCCAAAUGCUUUCAGCCUCAUUCUUAUUGCUCUACACAAUCUGUGCCAUGGAACAUAUUCAAGGGAGGUAUGUGAUAAUAAAAGUACGCUUUGCUGCUAGGUACAAACUCAUCCUAAACGGUAUCUUGUUUGAGGUUGUACUUUACAUGCACUUAUUUCGGUUCAUCUACAAGUGCCAAACAUCUCGACAGCAUGUACCAUAUCAGAUGACAAUAUUCUACUAUUCUACCAAUGUAAUUGAAGCCCAAAUUAUCUCUUUAUAUCAUUUAUUCUUUUAUGCUGUUCUGUAUGUCUGUCUUUAUGUAACUUGUACAUCAGUUGCCAAAAAACAUCAAUUCGACAUUGAAUAUGCAGCGCACAUGACAAUGUAUCCUGUCAGCCAACCGAAGAGAUCACACUCCUCAGAAGAGAGUUGAGAUGGGUCUAAAAAAUAAGCAUGGAAAGGAAAAAGCCGCCCUGAAAAAAGAAAAUGCCAACCAACGCCGUCAACGCUUUGCUCAGGUAUAAUCGAAAUAUUGGUACAGUAUAUGAAAUAAACUCCUUCCAUCCUUCCAACGUAAUCAAAGUUGGGGUUGCCCCUGUGCAUGCAAUGUGUUAUUCU
This is a messenger RNA of Talaromyces proteolyticus, 679 nucleotides long. RefSeq lists its product as uncharacterized. Lineage: Eukaryota; Fungi; Ascomycota; Eurotiomycetes; Eurotiales; Trichocomaceae. The transcript has a single exon. The coding region runs from base 84 to 494 and encodes 136 amino acids. The record is from RefSeq and is a predicted model, not a curated record.